AAGCGCCUGCAGUGAAGCAUUUGCUGUGUGUUUGCUUUGCAGCACCUUGGUGGCUGCAAUCCAGUCUGCAGGGCUGACAGAGAACCUCAACAGGCCGGGGACCUUCACGGUGUUCGCUCCGACCAACGAGGCUUUCCGAGCGCUGCCCCAGGGCGAGCUCAACAAACUCAUGGGUAAUGCCAAGGAACUUGCCAACAUCCUCAAGUUCCACGUGGCCGACGAGAUCCUGGUGAGCGGCGCCGUCAGUGCCCUCGUGAGGCUCAAAUCCAUGCAGGGAGAUAAACUGGAAGUCAGCAUGAAGAACAACGUGAUACACAUCAACAAGGAGCCCGUUGCUGAGAGUGAUAUCAUGGCCACGAACGGCGUGAUUUAUGCCGUGAACUCUGUCUUACAGCCACAGGCUUCCAGGCCACAGGAAAGAGGGGAUGAGCCUGCAGACCCUGCACUGGAAAUCUUCAAACAGGCGUCUGCGCUAUCCAAGGUUUCUCAGAGGAAUCCUCGGCUAGCUCCCGUCUACUCCCGGCUACUGGCGAGGAUGAAGGAGAACUCGGGGGGAGCCUGAGCCACGUCCUGAGCAACCACACACCAGCGCCUGCAUCCCCCCCAGCUCUGGCUGACAGCUAAAGAGAAGGACAGAAUCGUUUUCAAAAACCAAAUAUCACCCUUAAGUUUAUUUUUUGUCUCCAGCGAAACGGAUAGGGGAAAAAAUGGAAAGCCAUAUAUAUAUGUGUAUAUAUUUUAAGACCCUUUUUUCUUUGGGUUUGACUUCAAAGUUCCCAGAUUGAGGAAAUGUUUUUUGGGUUUUUAAUUUUUGGGGGAUUUGUUGGGUGGGGUUUUUUUUUGGUUGGUUUGUUUUGUUUUAAAUAAAAACUAUUCGCUAGUUUGCAAUUUUAAGCAUAUACCCAGUUUUGGGCUUGUUAAGCACAUCCUUUUUUAAAAAAACAAGCACGUGCUUCCUUGUUCCCAUGGGUUUUAAAAGUCUUCCAUGAAAUUCUGAACUGAAGGCUUUUAGCAAAAGCCUCUCUCUGGACAAUGAGAAAAUUGCAUAGUUACAAGCUAUGGUUUGAACCAUUCUCUUUUUUUUUUUGUUACCUUUUUUUUUUUUUUUUUUUUUAAAACCUCUGGGUUACAACUGUGCUGCCUUUUGUUCACGAGAUUGAAAUGGGAGUUCUCCCUGGCUGAAGCCUUCCAGCAAAUGGUUCAUUUUUGAUAACGGUUGUUUUUUAAUAAAAAUUAAAAAUAAAAUCAAAAACAUAAAUAUGA
Molecule: messenger RNA, 1263 nt
Organism: Empidonax traillii (willow flycatcher)
Lineage: Eukaryota; Metazoa; Chordata; Aves; Passeriformes; Tyrannidae
Product: transforming growth factor-beta-induced protein ig-h3-like
Exons: 6
Source: RefSeq, a predicted model, not a curated record